CUGAUGGAUAACGCCUCGAUGAUGCCACACCUCUCAAAUGAACCAGUCAACUGACCAUCACAAAUGAGUAAUCGCGUAAGACUACUUAAAACCUGUCACACGCAGAUAAAACAGAAGCUCCUACUUCAAGGCCUUGCUUAAUCGACCAUCGAAAGAAUACUCCUAAACUAUCCCUCCUUUCAUCUGCCCAUCUCUCUCACGUCUUUCAAAUCUAUGUACAUGGCCGGUUCUGUGGGACCAGGGGAUGAAUUGGUCGACAAGGAGCGCCCAUCAUGGGCAUGUAUAAGGCUUAGUGACAUUGAGGUACUGAAGGAGCUUGUGAAGCGUCUGAGAGAGAGUAAUAUGCAUCGUCUGUUAUAUAAAUCCUGUCUAAGGCAGCAGGAUUGUUCAGAGAUGCUUACAAUUGGGUGUGCACGUCCCAAGUGGAAGUCCAGAGACGAGAUUGAGAGUGCCUGCAAAAACGACCAGAUCUCCGAUGAAAAUUCAGAUGCAGAUUUCCACGAAGUAAUAUCUAGCGGAAAGAGAGUAGCUGGCCCCAUCAGACGACAGUCCCCUUCCAAGAUCCCCAGAAUACCUACUACCCCAAGCCCCCAGAAGGCGGCCACUAGCAUGAUAUCAGCCUGCGAAUUACGGGAUGAGUCCACUUGCGUGAUCACUGGGUUCAGGGAACCCAUAGAAACAGCCCAUAUCUACCCUGUAUCCCUAGGUCAUCAAAGUAAGGCAGAUCAGGCGCAAUUCUGGGAAACCCUGUCCCUCUUCUGGACAUCAGAGAGAGUUGAAUCGUGGAAAGCAGAGAUCCUUGGACCUCAAGGGACCGAGCACUGCGCUCAUCUCAUGUGUCUGAGCAACAUUGCGCACAAGUUAUGGGAGAAGGGGCGGUUUGCCCUCUACCCACUGUUCUGGCUCCCCACGAUGGCUUACCGGACAGAACAGUCGUUGAGGCGGUCGCCGUCGCCCGUUUGCCCCAAUCUUACCUCACACAGCAAGGACGGUGUGCCCUACGCGACAUCAUACAAGCUAGCAACCGAUGAAAAGAUCCAGUCUGGUGAGACACUCACUAUGCGUACCACUGAUCCGGUGAAUCUUCCCCUCCCUUCCAUCAAAUUACUCCAGCUUCAGUGGCUUCUCCAUCGUGUGCUUGCUAUGAGUGGUGUGGCCGACGCGUCCGAAGAAGAUUUGGAUUCCGACUUCGGCAUCCCGCCGGGUGCAGGAAUAUGCUGGCGAGCUGAACACCGUGAAAGAGAGAGGGCCAAAGAACGUGACAGUGAAACCCCUAGUGAUGAUGAGGGGGAAGGUGUCAUCUACACAGGAGCAUAG
Molecule: messenger RNA, 1317 nt
Organism: Aspergillus japonicus CBS 114.51
Lineage: Eukaryota; Fungi; Ascomycota; Eurotiomycetes; Eurotiales; Aspergillaceae
Product: HNH endonuclease signature motif containing protein
Exons: 5
Coding region: 214-1317 (367 amino acids)
Source: RefSeq, a predicted model, not a curated record